AGGAGCGGCUGCAGCAGCUGCAGGGGCGCCUGGGGCGGCUGCAGGAGGUGAACCUGGAGCUGGCGGCCGCGCUGCAGGAGUGCAAGAGCGAGGCGGAAAGGCUGAGCAUGGAGCUGGGGCAGCACGAGUCCCGCAGCACCGCCCUGCGCCUGGCCCUGCGCUGCAGCGAGCGCUGUGGGGGCGCUUAUGCCGCCCUCCUGGACCUGCUGCAGGCCAAGGCGGGACGGGAGGACGGUGCCCGUGGGGGAGCAGCAGGAGAGCAGAGCCCAGGGCACGGGCAGGGGUCCAGCCCCAUGGCCACGGCAGGGCCGCAGCUCCCGAGCCCAGCAGAGCCGGACGGGCGGGAGGAGAGCGGGGCCAGCAGCUCCCCCGGAGCACAGAGCACUCCAGCGCCCCGGGGGAUGGAGGAGGGGGCGCUGCGGGAGCACAUCCGCCGGCUGCGCGCCGAGCAGGCGGCCGUGGAGGGGUCCCUGCUGGACGCCCCGGCCCCCUCCGGGGUGACCCAGCAGGGCCAGGAGGCCCGGGCACGGGCCGAGAGGGCGCUGCGAGAAGCCAGGGCGCUGCUGCCGGGCUGGAGGAGGCCCGAGAAGGCGGAGCUGCUGCAGGACCUGGCGAUGCUCAAGGAGGCCAUGGCUGAGCUGAGGACGCGGCUGCAGCUGGCGGAGAGGGAGAAGAGGGGCCUGGAGGUGCUGCUGGCCGGGCAGGGGCCGCGGGAGGCUGCCCUGCGCCUCGUGCUCCAGCACCUGGAAUGGGAGCGGGAUAGGGGCACCCGCCGCCCCCCCAGCAGCUCCAGCAGCUCCAGCAGCAGUGAGGGGGAUGCCCAGAUUGGCCGGGUUGGAGCGGCGGCUCCGCGGAACCCUCCGGAUCUGGAGAGGAUGAGGGAAGAGCUGCUCCGCACCUCGGCCAGGACGGAGGAGCUGCGUGCCCGGGCACAGGAGCUGGUGCUGUCCCUGGAGCAGGGCAGUGCUGCCAGCCGAGCACAGCAGGCACAGAGCGUCACCGUCGCCACGGACCUGUUCCAGGCACACAGCGCCCUGGCCCUGGCGUACCGCGGUGCCCGGCGCAAGCAGGCGGCCCAGGCGCGGCGCCUGGAGGCGCAGGCGGGAGCCCUGCGCAGGCAACAUUCCCGGCGGGAGCAGGCGCUGGCCCGCAGGCUGCACUCCCUGGAGCAGGGCCCAGCCAGCAGCGAGACCUGCAUCUAG
Messenger RNA from Empidonax traillii (willow flycatcher), 1202 nucleotides. It is a transcript of the gene USHBP1, whose product is annotated as USH1 protein network component harmonin binding protein 1. The transcript has 9 exons. The record is from RefSeq and is a predicted model, not a curated record. Bases 108 to 1202 code for a protein of 364 amino acids. Lineage: Eukaryota; Metazoa; Chordata; Aves; Passeriformes; Tyrannidae.